This is a messenger RNA of Stylophora pistillata, 900 nucleotides long. RefSeq lists its product as uncharacterized. The record is from RefSeq and is a predicted model, not a curated record. Gene Ontology annotation, biological process: DNA replication. NCBI's taxonomy places the organism in Eukaryota, Metazoa, Cnidaria, Anthozoa, Scleractinia, Pocilloporidae. Gene Ontology annotation, molecular function: nucleotide binding; DNA binding; DNA-directed DNA polymerase activity.
AUGGCUCCCGAUUGUAUCGACAUCAAGCCAGAGAACGGAUGGGAAGGUGCCACGCCCAAUCAUUCCCACGUGUCCUUGAAAUGGCUGAUGUGGACAGAGAGAAGCCUGGGCACGAGAAUCCAGCAUGCGCGUCAGGGCGGAGAAUUCAGCAUUCCCCUUGGAUCUCGUGUGUAUACUGUCGACGGUUACGUUGCAGAAACGCGUACCAUCUACAAGUUCCAUGGGUGUUUGUUCCACGGUUGCCGCGACUGCUUUCCCAAAGCAAACCAGAUUGCCUUUGCGUCCGCUGGUCUUACUGUGGAAGCCCUUCGUCGCCAAAAAGCCCAGAAAACUGCCACAUUGCAACGAUUGGGGUAUACCGUCGUUGAAACGUGGCAGUGUCAGUGGGAAAAACAAAAGAAAUCUAACCCAGAUCUUCGCAACCUCCUCCAGUCCUUCUCCAUCACCACACUCCUUCAACCGCGUGAAGCUUUCUUUGGUGGAAGAACUGGGGCGACCACGCUCUACCAUCGUGUCGACCCCACCCAAGGAGAGCAGAUCCGGUACGUCGAUGUCACCUCUGAGUACACCUGGGUGAACAAAUACGGAGAGUACCCCAUCGGUCAUCCCACCAUCUACCUGGAACCUGCCAAUCAAGACCCCUGCGCCUACUAUGGCCUUAUGAAAGUAUCCAUUCUCCCACCUACUGACCUGUUCAAGCCUGUCCUCCCACACCGUCAGAAAAUUGGUUCCGCCUUUAAACUUACCUUUCCUCUCUGCCGUUCCUGCGUCAGAGAAGAAUCGGUAAAAGCCAUGCAAGAAAGAAAUCACGUCUGCCCCCACACCGACGAGGAACGGAUGCUGACCAGAACGUGGUGUACCCCCGAAAUCCAUAAAGCCAUCGAAAUGGGUAUCAGCUGA